AUGGAAACCAGGAAGGAGAUGGUGAUGUUUCUGGAAGGGACACAACUUGGCGCUCUAGUUGGCAAGAGGGUGCCUAAUUUGUCCGAAGCAGUGGGGAGCCCCGCUCAAGAGCCACAGGAAAAGAUGAUCCAUCGGAACUGCCUCAGCCCUAGACCUGGCCCCUUGUCGUCCCGGGAGAGAGCGGGAGGAGGAGGAGGUGGCGGAGACGAAGAAGAAGAGGAGGUCGAGGUGCUGCCAGGGACAGGGACGGUGGCGGAGAGCCGCUCGGCGGCGGCAGCCCUGCUCUCGGCCGGACAGCAGCCCCCCGCCUCGGAGCCCCCCUCCAGCAAAGGGCAGCAGAGCAGCUCGGACACCGAGUCGGAUUUCUAUGAGGAAAUCGAGGUGAGCUGCACCCCGGACUGCGCCACGGGGAGCGCCGAGUACCAGCACAGCAAAGGUACCCAACUCCUUGAGCCCCCUCCUCCCUGCCGGGCUCCGGGGCCAGCACUCGGGCGGGGGCCGGCCCGGGGUGCCCCUCUCCUGCCCGCGUGUCACGCGGCCAGUGACCAGAUGCGCCGCUACCGAACCGCCUUCACCCGCGAGCAGAUCGCCCGGCUGGAGAAGGAGUUUUACCGGGAGAACUACGUGUCGAGGCCCCGGAGAUGCGAACUGGCGGCUGCCCUCAAUCUGCCAGAAACCACCAUCAAGGUCUGGUUCCAGAACCGCAGGAUGAAGGACAAGAGGCAGCGCCUGGCCAUGACCUGGCCUCACCCGGCAGACCCGGCUUUUUACACCUACAUGAUGAGCCACGCGGCGGCCACGGGCAACCUGCCCUACCCGUUCCCGUCGCACCUGCCCCUGCCCUACUACUCGCCCAUGGGCAUCGGCGCCACGUCGGCCUCCGCGGCCGCUCCUUUCAGCACCCCCCUGCGGCCGCUCGACACGUUUCGGUCCAACGGGCUGCCCCAGCGAGCCGCCCCAUCGGACUUUAGCUGUUCGGCCACGACCAGGACGGACUCUUUCCUCACGUUCACGCCCUCGGUGCUGAGCAAAACCACCUCAGUUUCCAUGGACCAGCGAGAAGAAGUUCCUUUAACCAGAUAA
Tinamus guttatus (white-throated tinamou) is the source of this 1083-nucleotide messenger RNA. Lineage: Eukaryota; Metazoa; Chordata; Aves; Tinamiformes; Tinamidae. The record is from RefSeq and is a predicted model, not a curated record.